AUGAUUUAUGUUUCCAGAAAAAGAUUUCUAACAGCUCACGCCAACAAUAUUGACCCAGACUAUUUCAGAAGUCAUAGAUUGAGAAGGAAGAGUGACACAUAUGCCUUUGGGGUUGUGUUGUUGGAAGUACUGUGUGAAAGACCAGCACUGGAUCGAAGAGUCGAAGAGGAUAAGCAGAGGAUCCUCGCCAUUUGGGCUCAAGAUUGCAUCAGCAAAGGAGAAAUUGAUCAGCUUGUUGCUCCAAGUCUGAGGGGCCAAAUAUCAAUAGAGAGCCUGAUGACAUUUCUUGAAGUUGCUAAAAGAUGCUUGCAUGACGAACCAAAUAAACGGCCUACAAUGGCUCAAGUUGUGGUACAACUUGAGUCUGCACUGGAGCAGCAGGAAAGUUCAAACUCUUCUGCUCCAGAGAUAACGAGUUCUGAUAGUGUCGUGCCUUGUGCUGGGAAAACUUUCCAUUCAAUUAGCACAGAGAUAAAAGAAAUGUCCUCUGUGGAUGAGUAG
Molecule: messenger RNA, 501 nt
Organism: Olea europaea var. sylvestris
Lineage: Eukaryota; Viridiplantae; Streptophyta; Magnoliopsida; Lamiales; Oleaceae
Product: receptor-like protein kinase ANXUR1
Exons: 1
Coding region: 1-501 (166 amino acids)
Biological process (GO): protein autophosphorylation
Cellular component (GO): plasmodesma; plasma membrane
Molecular function (GO): transmembrane receptor protein tyrosine kinase activity
Source: RefSeq, a predicted model, not a curated record